UGCUGGUGCGCGGCAGCGCGGGCGGCGCCUUCCUCGACCCCAGGCCGCUGACCGUGGUGGCCGUGGCCAACGUCAUGAGCGCCGUGUGCUUCGGCUGCCGCUACAGCCACGACGACCCCGAGUUCCGCGAGCUGCUCAGCCACAACGAGGAGUUCGGGCGCACGGUGGGCGCGGGCAGCCUGGUGGACGUGCUGCCCUGGCUGCAGCGCUUCCCCAACCCGGUGCGCACCGCCUUCCGCGAGUUCGAGCAGCUCAACCGCAACUUCAGCAACUUCGUGCUCGACAAGUUCCUGCGGCACCGCGAGAGCCUGCGGCCCGGCGCCGCCCCCCGCGACAUGAUGGACGCCUUCAUCCUCUCGGCGAAGGAGGCCGGGGACGCGGGCGACGGGGGCGCGCGGCUGGACUUGGACAACGUGCCGGCCACGGUCACCGACAUCUUCGGCGCCAGCCAGGACACGCUGUCCACCGCGCUGCAGUGGCUGCUCCUCCUCUUCAUCAGGUAUCCUGACGUGCAGGUUCGAGUACAGGCAGAGUUGGAUCGGGUUGUGGGGAGGGACCGUCUGCCCUGCAUGGGUGACCAGCCCAAUCUGCCCUACGUCAUGGCUUUUCUUUAUGAAGCCAUGCGCUUCUCCAGCUUUGUGCCUGUCACCAUCCCGCACGCCACCACCGCCAACACCUCUGUCUUGGGCUACCACAUCCCCAAGGACACGGUGAUUUUUGUGAACCAGUGGUCUGUGAAUCAUGACCCAGUGAAGUGGCCUAACCCAGAGGACUUUGAUCCCGCCCGCUUCUUGGACGAGGACGGCUUUAUCAACAAGGACCUGACCAGCAGUGUGAUGAUCUUUUCGGUGGGCAAGCGACGGUGCAUUGGCGAAGAGCUCUCCAAGAUGCAGCUGUUUCUCUUUAUCUCCAUCCUGGCCCACCAGUGCAACUUCAAGGCCAACCCGCAUGAGCCCUCAAAGGUGAAUUUCAGCUACGGCCUGACCAUUAAACCCCAGGCGUUUAAAAUCAGCGUCACUCUCAGAGAGUCCAUGGAGCUUCUCGAUCGUGCUGUCCAGAAGCUGCAAGCCGAGGAGGCUUGCCAGUGAGAAGCCAGAGGCAAGCGGGGGUUGUAGAAGUCUUAGGGGACGAGGAGGACAAUGUCGUUUUCUCUCUCUCUCCUCUUCUGUGCUACUUCUCUGCUAGUCUCUGAGGUGAGCAUCGACCGACUGGCCCGCAGUUGGGGGCUGUCCAGGACUCCUGGAAGCUUUUUUGAGUCAAAGCCUUAAAGGUCCCGAGGAAUUUUUAUAGAUAUGGUAGAGCUGGGUAUUUCCAGAAGUCGGGUUCUUUGGAGUUAAAACACACAUGUAGACACACACACACACACCACACACCACAAAACUAUCUGAUGAAGAGGUACUUUGGUAACCAUGCCUUUCUGGGUGGGAUUCAACUUUGGUAUCUGUGUGCAGAAAUCUCUGUAGAACACUGUGUUCAGCAAAGUUUCAGGGUCUAUUGUUGAAGACACAAAGGCAAGGAAUUUCAGGGUAAAGUUUGUGAUUGAGGGUGAUCAGGGAGUCGGUGAAGACCAGAAAUUCCCUUCUCACCUUUUCAGUAAAAUCGCUUAGACAGACUCUAGUAUUUAUGGGUGGAUUUCUCUGUGUGCUGAUCGAGAUACUUACUGACUUUUUAGGACAAAUCAUAAAAUGUCAGUUGCUCAAAAAGAAAAUAAUAGUUGAAUUCAUGAUUAUAGCGAGCUUAGUGAUUUAUCGUGAAUUUUAAAGUGUUCGUUUUUAAGCUGUAAAAUUCCAAGCUGAAGUUGUGCCUCUCUUGGCUGCCAAAGCACAUCAUUUCAAUUAUGAGCAAAUAACAAAAACCCAAAAGGUUGCCAGCCCAACUAAGCUUUAAAUUAUGUGAUUGUAAUGUACUGAUUUCACCAAACAGUAUGCAAUAUUUAUUUACACUUAUUACAUAAUUGUCCCUAAGCAGUAUAUUAGUAUUAUCUUGUCCAAGAAAAGGUUGAAUAGUAUGCCUUAUAUAAUAUUGCAGUUCAACUGAGUGUUGCAAAACUAUAUUAAACGAGCCUGAUUAAAUCUACUGUCUAUUUUGA
Messenger RNA from Carlito syrichta (Philippine tarsier), 2089 nucleotides. It is a transcript of the gene CYP1B1, whose product is annotated as cytochrome P450 1B1. The transcript is spliced from 2 exons. Lineage: Eukaryota; Metazoa; Chordata; Mammalia; Primates; Tarsiidae. The record is from RefSeq and is a predicted model, not a curated record. Gene Ontology annotation, molecular function: oxidoreductase activity, acting on paired donors, with incorporation or reduction of molecular oxygen; monooxygenase activity; iron ion binding. Bases 75 to 1088 code for a protein of 337 amino acids.